AUGUGCUGCGGCAAAGCCAACUGGAAGCGCGAGGAAGUUCCCGACCACAAGUUUGACUUCAUCGAUGUGCGCGACUUUCGCAACAAUGGCUGCUUCAUGCAGCUCAAGUACGUCUUCCUCUUUGUCAUGGUCGUCAAGUCGUUCGCAGUGUACGUCGCCGACAUCUACACCGCCGUCACAUUGCUAGCAUUCGGUCAUUUCAGUGGCAGUCUCUACGACAAAGUACAAAACGAUCCCGACAACAACUUUCGUGUUCCCAUCUCGUACGGUCGCUGGAUCUUCAGUGGAUGCAUCAUCUUCUCGUUCCUACUGCUCGCUUACGAGGCGCACAAGUCGCGUGCCAUCGUCAAGAGCCGCGAUAUCAGCUAUGCAUUCACCAACGUCAUGGCCAACAAUUACUACUCGUUGCGCAGCUACGACCACUACUGCUUCUUCGACCACAUCAACGACAGCAAAAAGAAGAAGGACGAGCUUGCCUUUUGGAUCUUCUUCACCUUCAAGGGAUGGAAGCGUCUGCUCGUAGCCGACGGUCCGCGUCAGGUUAUCAACUUCUUCACCCUCUACGGCCUCGGCUCAUUUGCCAAGUGGAGCACCAAUCCCAGCGACUACUACGAGGGCAACAUCUUUACCGGCAUCAUGAUCCUCUCCAUGCUCUUCACUGUCGCCGUCUUUGCUGGUUCGAUGAUCUUGCUCAUGAUGGCAGGUAUCGCCUACAUUCCGCUGCUCUGCUACAUCAAGGGCAACCUCAAGGAGUACUGCUGCCACAAGGUGGACAAGCGUGUCACCGAGCUCGUUCAUCUCAAAAAGAGGCAGCGUCUCGCCAAGGUCAACGAGAUCGCUCGCAAGGAAGCGGCAGGCGACUUUUCGCAUCUCAUGAACAAGAAGGGCGAGAUGGUCCGACAAGCGAUUCCCCAGCCGACUCUGCCCACCGUCGACGUGGAUCUGCUCAACGACGAGAAGCCAAACCGGUCAGGCCCGAUGCAACGCUCCGGCAGCAUGGCAAGCUCGCUCGCGGCUCAUGGCAAUGGAGGGUACUACGGCAACCACGGCGUGCCGGGCUACCAAUCGCCAGGCCAUGGUCCACAACACUUCUACGGCGUCAAAGCGCCUUCGACGCACAGCCUUCGAUACGACGACAACGGGGAAUAUGCAAGUACAGCCAAUCUUGUUUCCAACGCAGGCCCUGCCGGAGGCGAAUACGGUGGCAUGUCUUCCAAUACGUUCGAUUCGAUGGCGGAUCGCAUGGGUCCCAUCGGCACCAGUCCGAUGCUUUUCGCGCAGCGAGUCGGUGGUGGCGGCGGCGGCCGGAUUUCUCCUGCGCCGCCUGCUUCACAACAGGCAAUGGACAUGUACUACACACACGGCCCAGGUCAGCAGCGAUCACUACUGGAUGGCAGCAACGGCGGCAUGUCUCAGCAUGCUGCAUCGAAUGGUGGGCAGUACGAUAUGCAGGGCAGGCAAAGUCCUCAUCCGGGGGCAGCGGGGCAACAGCAAGAUUCGCCGUACACGGCGAGGGGUCUCGACUAUCCACCACCACAGAAUACGCACGGUGUCGAUGGCCUCGACUAUCCGCCACCGCAAGCGCCUGACCUUUCCUCGUAUGUACCGUAUGCAGGAGGCGAUGCACGCGACUACCCUCCUCCGGCUGUCGAGGUGACGAUGGCAGGAUCUCCUCAAAUGUACCAGGGCAACAGCAGCCAUCUUGUCAUCGGACAGGGCACCGAUGGCUUUGGCCGCGAACUUGAUCCGAAUCGAUACAGUCGAAGCAACGGUGCAGGGUCAGGAGCUAACUCGUCGUCGCACAGCCCAGGCACCAGCUUCAACGGGCUGGACGACGUCUACGAUGCCUACCUCAACUCGGACGGCCAUUCACCUGUCAUCACGCCUGACCAGCGACAUAGCUACAUGAUGAGCGACUAUCCGUCGUCGAAUGGUGCAGGCGACUAUCAGAAGGGGGAUGCGCACCAUGACACGAGUAUGAGCUCCAACGGUGGCUACGACUCGCGCUUCGACAGCUACCGGAAUGGAGCCACCGAGCCAUGGUCGUAUCAGAGCCAGAUGUCUGACUACCCUUCCGAACGAUACCCGCAGCACGACUCGUACCAGCAUGCUCAGACGCCACGUCAUUGA
Molecule: messenger RNA, 2130 nt
Organism: Kalmanozyma brasiliensis GHG001
Lineage: Eukaryota; Fungi; Basidiomycota; Ustilaginomycetes; Ustilaginales
Exons: 1
Coding region: 1-2130 (709 amino acids)
Biological process (GO): potassium ion transmembrane transport
Cellular component (GO): plasma membrane
Molecular function (GO): potassium ion transmembrane transporter activity
Source: RefSeq, a predicted model, not a curated record